Molecule: messenger RNA, 3971 nt
Organism: Boleophthalmus pectinirostris (great blue-spotted mudskipper)
Lineage: Eukaryota; Metazoa; Chordata; Actinopteri; Gobiiformes; Gobiidae
Product: CD276 antigen-like
Exons: 4
Coding region: 1743-2681 (312 amino acids)
Biological process (GO): cell surface receptor signaling pathway; T cell costimulation; immune response
Cellular component (GO): external side of plasma membrane
Source: RefSeq, a predicted model, not a curated record
CCAACACUGUAAACUGACAUAAACAAAAGUACUAAACAAACUAAACCAAUGUGUCUGCAGUGGUGUUUUUCUGGACACCUGCAGCUGCUCACACUGGACUCAAACCAAAUGAAGUGAAAUGAAGCAAAGUCCACAGACAAACAAACAAAAGACAAAGGAAAAAGAGCAGGACACUGAGAGGAGACGUCAGUGUAAGAUUCACAAACAAGUCGCUCAGUCAUUUCUGCAAAGGGAAAUAAUCAAAUAGAUGUUUUAGUUUGUAGAUGAAGGUUUGGACAUGGACAGAAUUAAACUGAACUUUACACCAAACUGGAAACAGGACGUGUGUUUGUGGAACGUGGAAAAAGAAAUUUAAUGAAGAAAAGCAGCAGUGAUUUUAUUCACUUUUACAACUGUAUCUAAGCAACGGUGCAUUGUGUUUGUCUGACUUGGUUUUUUUUCCAUGGAGAUUUUGUUGCUUUGCCUGAAAUGUUCCACAGUGGCAUUAAACUGAUCUGUCUCCUGUUUAUUCCAGUACAGACGCUGUUGUUUUUUAUUGCUUGAAAAACAUAAGCAGGGUUGUUUAAUGCAAGACUGUGGAGCAUUGUGGACAAAGCAACAGCAUCUCCAUGGAGACGAGGAGGGAAGAGAAAAGUUACACAGUGCAGCUUUAAGUCUUUGUUGUUUUUUAAGGCUGUAAAUGGUGUAGUUCUUCUAUAAAGUGUGACUGAAACACCUGAGGACACAGGCAAAGUUUAUGAAAUAUUUCAACAGUUACACAUUUUUAUACAGUUUUAUCUCCAGACGUUGCAGAUUUGCAACAGCUAAAUUCCAAUGACCUACUUACUUCACAUCCAUAUUUUAUGAGCUUUUUUUACUCAGGAGCCUUUUCUCCCAUCCAGGCUGAUAAACGUGGGUGAUGCAGACUGAGCAAGAACGACUCCACACAAACGACCAGAAGUGUAAAAUACUUUUUUUGUUUACAAAGGAUAAAAAAGUCAGGAUUGUUUAUUAUUACCCCAUAUUAUAAUCUUCCCCAAAUAUCAGAUUUUUCCUGAUGCUAAAAAUGUAUUUGAGCCUGAGAGGGUUAAAAAAUAAAAACAUGAGUUUAUUUUGGGAUGGUCCAUAUUUAUUUCUAAGAACGUUUCACAAGUUUUAGCAGAUAAAAACUUGAGUGUCACUAGCGCCGAAUAACCACAAACCUGAGCCUCUUUCAGGAUUCUAAUGAAUAAAAUGAUUUAUAAUUCAACUUUAUUGUCACUGUUCUGUCAGUCUGUAUCUGAAGUCCACAGGAUCUGGGCUCAGUCGUUCUUCACAACCACCAACACCUUCACUGUGCACCUCAAACCACCAUGAGACAAUGAACCUCAACAUGGAUCUAUUAUAGUUCUGUGGAACAGAUGAGACGUCACCAAACAAGGUGUGUGUCAGGUGCUGGGACCAGAACACCUGAUGAUUGUUUGAAACUCAUUUUGUAUUUUAACUUUAUCUCUAAGUAUGUUCUAAUAUGUUUAUUUUCAGGGUGUAAAGUCACUAACAGUAAAUAUUUAAACUGACCUGAACUGAGGCCGAUGUAGAUGUUUGAUGUGUCCAGCAGAGGGCGUCACCUCCAACAAUCUAAGUGAAGUAGAAGAAUAAUAACGGUGCUCUACUCUGUCAGGUACAAGGAAAUAAAAGUUUGUCUGUUUAAUUGGCCAAAUUAUAGCAGGACAACGAUCUCAAACAACAGGACACGCGUCCAUGAAGUUUAGUAUUUUUAUAAAAUGUUUCCAUCUGCUCCUCUGCUGUUUCUAGGGACCUUGUUUUUAUCAUUUUUAUCACAUUGUGCGUUUGGAGGUGAUGCAGAAGUGUCCUGUGUUCUUCUGGAGACCUGUGUUCUGCCCUGCAGCUUUGAGUCUGGACCAGAACCUGUGAUUAACUGGAUAAAGAUCCCAGAAGAUCUUGGAGUCCACAGUUACUAUUAUGGCCAGAACCAGAACCAGAACCAGAACUUUACAGACCGGACCUCUCUGUUUGAGGAGGAACUGUCCACAGGAAACGCAUCACUGCGACUCUCAGGGGUCAAAGUUCAGGAUGAAGGAAAAUACGAGUGUGUCACCAGCACAUUGACCACAGUCACCAGAGGAAAAUAUGUCACUGUGAGAGUGGAAGUGAAGCGUCUCUCUGUAGCUCCAGCUCCAGUGUCUCUGCAGCAGCAGGGGCAGGAGCUCCUCUGUAGAUCUGAGGGAGUCUACCCCAAACCCUCAGUGUCCUGGAGCCCUCCCUCCUCUGCAGCUCUUACCACGGUGACCCCCUCAGAGGGCGGAGUGUGGUCUGUGCACAGCUCUGUGUCUCUGCCUCACAGCCCUCCACAUCAAUACAGCUGUAAUGUGAGCAACAGCAGGGGCAGCUGGAGGAGCGCCACCUACAGGAGGAACAGUGUCAUUUAUUAUCACAGAGAUUUUUCAGAUUAUGUGAUAAUCUCCUGCACUGAACCCUCUGCUCCAGUGAAGAGUCUCAUUUGGAGGUUCAACCAGAAUCAGAUCAUUCUGAGUCGGUCUGGACCAGAGUCGGUCUACACUGAGUCCUGGAGACAGUUUGUUGUUGGAGUCACAGAGUCCAACAGUCUGAUCCUGAAGGAUCUGACCAAAGAGCAGCUGGGCCUGUUCUCCUGUGAACUCAAGACUGAACAGGAGAACUUUAUUAUCCUCACUGAAGUCUGAGUAAGUGUGAGCAGUGACUCCUGGUUUCAUCUGAACACAGAGAAUUCAAACACUCUUUUCUUUCUGCAGGAAAACACUCAGAUGUGUGGAUAAUUAUAGUUCUUUUUAGUGUAUGUAAUUUUCCUGAUGAUCAUCAUUGUUCUCUUCUGUUGGAUAUGUCUCCAGGUGAGUAGAUGUAGAGUCAGAUCCAGUUUGUUUGUGUUGUUCUGUCAGGACCAGAGCAGUUGAACCCUGGCGUUCUCUUUGAAAAGCAUCUGGAGCCUCGUCACAGAAAAUCACCUUCAAGUUUGUGAAGGACCAAUCACAGUCAUUUAUCUGCAACAUGUGAGCUGCUGUAAACGCAGGAACAAGCCUCCUCAGAUAUCUCUGUUUCAUGGAGUGAGACUUUAGAACACCUUAUUGUCUUAUUAAGGCCUUAUGAACCUGGUGUUCCUGUUUCUUUGUCUCCUGAUGAUCUGAAGCUCUGUCUGUGGCUCAGUUCUCUGUGUCAUUUUUCAGACAUUUUAAAAUCACUUCAGUCUCAUCCAACAAAAGCAUCAAAACAAACGUUACACUUUUGUACAGCGGGAGAGUGUGGAUGGACUAGUUUCAUUGGUCUGUCAGGAGUUGCUUUGAUGGAUGAGAAGAGCGUAAACAGUCCAGUCUUACAUGUUCAUGUUUUUGUGACCUGAGGAAGGCCACAGGAAGCAGCUGAAACAUGUGAGGCAGGUGCACACACGGUUUAAAGCUGAAGACAGAAUGAAGCUUUACCAAAGCUCAUAACCCUGUAGCUCCGACUCAAAGAGCUUCUGAAAAACACGGGAUUCUUGGAUGAGUUUAAAGUUCAGAUUUCAGUCUCUGAUGUGAAUGCUCCUGGACUCAGUCUUCACUUUUAAACAGAAACUGCAUGUAGCGCCCACUCCGCCCACUGUGUGGCGCUAUGUCUCUGUGGGCUCUUCUUAUAUGUUCCUGACACAAAUCCAAACGUGAUCUCACACUUUAUGAAAUGUGUGUCGCUCAGAGGCAGUGUCUGUGUGAAAUGUGUUAAGAACAGAUCCUUGUGUCUGUGGAACACAAACACUCACUCACACUUCUUCUUCUCUUUACAGAUGAAAAGACGAGACGACAUGAGGCUACAGAAGGUAUUUGAGUUGAACAGAAUCUUUCUAUUUUAAGAUAAACCUUUUAUAGAAAUGGGACAUGAAGAAUACAUUCAGUAUUCACCUUUUAUCUCUGUGACUGAAGACUUUUAAAAACACUAAACCAAUGAUCUCAAAGUUAAAUCACAUAAUCACAAAAAAUACAUUUUCA